CUCACUCUACCGCUCCGCUUCAAGAAAAUAUUUAUAAGAUGAAGACAAGAAAUACCCAAAAACUUCUUCUCUCUGUUGUUGGUAACAAUGGAAAAUGUUGUUAUUCCACAACAAAUAGUAAUCUUUCAUUGAAUGCUCUUAGACAACAUCUUUCGAACCAACAACAAUCAAUGGAAAAAGCUAAAGUCUCCUACAAUGAAAAAGUUGUUAAUAACGCUGUUAAUUUAUAUGAAGAUAGAAAAGGUGAUGAAGCUAAACACAACUGGAGUCUUUCUAAAGGAUUAAUUUUCCCACAAUAUGAUGCUUAUCGUAACGCUGAUAAUGAAACUUUAUUGAAAAAGUCUUUUGGACAAGUCGACAGUGAAAAACAAUUCUUGAAAGUCAAGGAAAUUGCCAGUACCGAGUAUGAUAAGUAUGUUGCCCAUGCCGACAAAACUACACCUCUUGUUACAUAUACUGCCAAGGAUGAAAAGUUCCACAAGCGUUCACAACGUGAAGUUGGCUGGUAUUUGUCAUAUGCUCCAAACUCUUUCACUCAAGAUGGUUGUUUUGGUUCUGCCAAUCAAAACACUUGUCUUGUUAGAGUUGUUACUGAUAAUAGUGUUUCUGGCUUGUUUUUGAAGAAUAUGAUCUUGCCAACUAGAAAAUUGGAUUCCUCUGUUUUCAAAUAUGAUUCUCUCGUUCUUCACACUCCAGGUUUCCAAUUUGUUCCAACUCACGUUGUUCAAGAAUUUGGUGGUCCACUUCCAAAAGAUUUGGGUUUGACAAAGGAACAAUUUGUUUUUGAAAAUGAUCAAACCAAUUCAUCAGUAGUCAGUGGUGUUUUUAAUCAAAAUGUAUUGUUGGAUAAUCUGGCCUUCUUUGGUGCUAGAACCAUUUUCACAAAGAGUGGAGGAGCUGCUAUUGUUUUGCCAUCUGAUUCUUUCAUCAAUAGUGACAAGUCAUCAACAACUUUAAUUAUUAAUUCUAAUAAUAUUACUCGUACAGCUUUGACUGCUAGUAAUAUUACAUUAUACGGAGCUCACUACAAUGUUCUCUCUGAAUUAGGAUUGAGUAGAGGUGUUGGUGGUGUUUUGGUUGAAGUUGACGUUAACUCUGAAUUGGCCAAGUCUCUCAAGAAGGGUGAUUUGGUUGAAGAAUCUGCUGAUGGAAAGACUGUCAAGAUUUCCACCAAAGUUUCUUCUACUGUUUUACCAAAUAUUGCACACACUCCAAAGAAUAUUGUUUUUGUUGUUGAAGAUGCCAACUUUAUUGUUCCAGUCCUUGGUAAGGUGAAGAAUGCUCAACAAUUCUUCCAAUCUGGUUUGGUUUCUGUUGGUAAGGACGCUACUUUCAACAAGUCAUUCACUACUUUCGGAGCUCAAAGAGCUUAUGCUGAUGCCAAACAAGUUGCUGAAUCAUUUGCUAAACUUAACAAGGCUGCUAAUGUAUACAUUGUCAAUGGAUCGUAUGAUGCCACCAAGAUUCAACAAGCUCUCUCUUUGAUUUCAUCCGGUGAAGCUGCCUCCCUCAAGGAAGAUCUUUCAAACUCUCUCUUCUCCACUCUUUCUCACAAAAGUCUUGAAAAUAAGGCUUGGAAGGAUCAAUCCAAGUAUGCUGCUGCUAUUAAGCAACUCGAAGAAAACGUUUCCAAAAGUUUGUAAAGGGAAUUUUAAAAUAUAAUAAAAAGGGCCCAGACUAUAGAAUAUAAAGUUCUUCCCAACCAAAUAAAAAAACAAUAAAUUAAAAAAAUUAAUUC
Naegleria gruberi is the source of this 1738-nucleotide messenger RNA. RefSeq lists its product as uncharacterized. Gene Ontology annotation, molecular function: phosphoenolpyruvate carboxykinase (ATP) activity; ATP binding. NCBI's taxonomy places the organism in Eukaryota, Heterolobosea, Eutetramitea, Acrasida, Naegleriidae. Bases 39 to 1643 code for a protein of 534 amino acids. Gene Ontology annotation, biological process: gluconeogenesis. The record is from RefSeq and is a predicted model, not a curated record. Gene Ontology annotation, cellular component: cytosol. The transcript has a single exon.